AUGAUGGAGAUGAUGAUGAAGAAGGAUGCUGAGACGGAGCAUACAUUUAAAAAUCAUGCUGCCACCAUCCACAAUCUUGAGGUACAGAAUCAACAAAUGGUUAAAGCACUGGAGAGCAGAAAUCAAGGGGGUUUACCAUCCACUACUGAGGAAAACCCCAGAGAUCACCUCAAGGCUAUUGAGUUGAGAAUUGAUAAACCACCUCCACCACUUCCUUUUGUGCCAAAGGUGCCAUUCCAACACAGAGUGAAGAAGCCGCAAGACACUUGCAAGUUUCACAAACUUCUUGAAACUUUCAAGAAGCUGCAGAUAAACAUCAGUCUGGCAUAUGCAUUGAGAGAGAUGCCGCACUAUGCGAAGUUUCUCAAGGAGAUCAUCACCAACAAGCGGAGUUGGGAUGCAGAGGGACCAGUACCAAUGACAGAAAAGUGCAGCUCAAUCAUAUUGAGUAACCUACCGACCAAGCUUAAGGAUCUAGGGAGUUUCACUAUCCCUUGCACUAUCGGUAACAUGCAAUCUCUAGCGGAUCACUCUCUGAAGAAGCCACAUGGGAUUGUGGAAGAUGUCUUAGUUAAAGUCAACAAAUUCAUAUUCCCCGUGGAAUUUGUUGUCCUUGACAAUGCUGCAGACAAGGAGUUCCCGAUGAUAUUAGGGCGACCAUUCAUGUACUCUGGGAGAGCACUUAUUGAUGUUCACGAUGGCAAGCUGACUUUGAGGAUUGGGGAUGAAAGCGUCGAGUUUGACAUGAGAAAGAUCACACGCCAUCUCAAUUCAGGAGGAGAAUUGGAAGAGAAACUAGCAGAAAACAAAGCCAUCAUGCCUUCUAUGCCGAGUAAAGAGGAAGAAGUUGAAGAGGAGGAGUACAUAGAGGAACCAGUCCUUGAACCGUUGUUAAAAAGCAAGCACAUUACUCCUUCCUCUUCAGAGAAGCCACCAAAAGUGGAACUCAAGAUCUUGCCUGCACAUUUGCGAUAUGCCUUCUUGGGAGCUGAUAGCACUUUACCAAUUAUCAUCAGCAACAAGCUCACCAAGAACAAGAGCAGAGGGUCAUUGAUGUAG
This is a messenger RNA of Mercurialis annua (annual mercury), 1059 nucleotides long. RefSeq lists its product as uncharacterized. The record is from RefSeq and is a predicted model, not a curated record. The transcript is spliced from 4 exons. Lineage: Eukaryota; Viridiplantae; Streptophyta; Magnoliopsida; Malpighiales; Euphorbiaceae. Bases 1 to 1059 code for a protein of 352 amino acids.